GUAAUGUCGGUGAGUUAUGUUUGGCGUAUUUGUAUUGGGUGUGUGUUAGAAAUGCGUUAAUUACAUGAUAAUAUGUUGGCGUAGGAAUCGGAGCUUUACCCAUAACCUCCUUUCGUGUUAUUGGAGUAGAUACGGAAUUAAGUUGUGUGUGUCAGAUGUGUCCAUCAUUUUGGAUUAUUCAAAAAGUUUGGUGGCGUUAUUUAUUUACAGAAUCGGAAAAGUGUUAAAGUGAGUAAUCUAGUAUGUGUUUACUAGGACCCGGGUGCGAUUCGGGCUCCCAAAAUGAAGGAAAGCAUCCGUUGCUGACUAUAACGGCGGGGUGUUGGCAACGAUCGGCCGUGCUAGAUCGCAGCCGUUUUUCUUAACAUGGCUGCAACGCAGGCCGAAAAGCAGCAAAAUGACGUGAAUUGUGAGAAAGUGCAGCCGGAUCAGCAUCUGAACGUGCGGAAUUCCUUGUUGCAAAAUGGGACCGAUAAGAGUGGAGUUCGCGGAGGCGGCGGUGUAGCGGUCGCCAAGGCGAAAAACACCGGCGGCAAAAACCUCGUCACUGAAAUGAGUCAAUAUCGCUCGGACGGCAGCGGCGGUCCUACGGCCACCACGGGGACUCCUGGUGGUCCUCCCGACCCGGGCCCCGAUGCCGAGCCGGGGUCCGGCAGCGCGCCCCCCGACGCGGCCGCCUUUCCUGUCGAGGGCCCCCCCGCCGAUGGGCACGGCUAUGGCUUUUCCUACGGCCGCGACGUCGUUCACAACACCGCCGAGGGCGUCCACGCGUUCGGUCCGCGGCAGACUUACGGGGGCUCCAAGCAGGCGCCCGGGGCACCCUAUCCUCAAAGAUUCGUUUCGGGGCAGACUCUUUCGCAGCCCACCGGCCCGACCCCAACGCUCAACCAGCUGCUUCAAAGCUCCAACCCGAUGCCCCCGCAUCGAUAUCAGAACAGCUACGGCCACCCCGACCAGCCGUAUAACCAGGGGUGGCCACCCCAGAAGCCGAUGCCCACCUACGGGACUCCCCCGGCGCCGCAACCGGGGGUCUCGCCGACACCUUACCGCAACCAACCUACGCUAUCGCCGGCGUACAGUGGCGGUUCGGCACCCAGUCCUGGCUACGGGGAGGGCCGAUCAGGGUGGGCCGGGCCCCCGGUGUCGGGACAGCACGGCCCCGGAAGCCCCGGCCCUCCGAACACGACGGCACCGACAAGUCAGCCCUCGCCACAGCCUCCCAUCAGUCACUCUCCAGGGCCUGGCCUCCCGCCCAGCCCACAACACCAGCAGCAACAGCCACCCCAGCACCAGGGUUUCCCGAACCGGCCAGCCCAGCCGACUACUCCCAACGCACACGCGCCAGAUGCAGCGGAUUUGAGCGGCGGUAACAGCAAUGACAGUUCCGGAGGACCAGCUCCGGGCACACCAAAUUCCCAAGGGAUGAGGCCCACACCUUCUCCCACGGGAUCGACGGGAUCGCGCUCCAUGUCUCCCGCUGUCGGUCAGCAAAACAUUCCGAUGCCUCCUCGGCCGUCCAGUGGUCAAUCAGAUGGCAGUGGAUCAACACGAAUGAGCCAUUCGCCGAUGGCAACGCAAGGCAGCUAUUCGGCGCAGCAUUCGUCGCCCCAUCCGGCCCACGUUCAUGGUUACAAGGGCCAUCCCGGCAUGGUGUCCGGCCCUGGCCCAGCCGGUCAACAGAUGCCACUUUAUCAGCCGAACCAACAGUACCCACAAGGCGGUUAUCCGCCGAGGCCCCAAGCCAACAUUCAGUAUCCCGGUCAGGGCUACGGCCCUCCGGCGUCCCAAGCGCCACCGCCCAACAACAUGUCUCCUCAACAGUAUCCGAAUCGGUCGUCCAAUCAUAUGCCGAAUUCCCAGUUUCAACCUUAUCAACAAUCGUGGCAAGGACCGAUGACGUUAGCGAAAGGUAACGGACCGCCGCAAGCACCAGGAUCACCCUCGCCAGGUCCCCCGGGACCACCGCCGCGACCUCCGCACUACCUCAAACAACAUUUACAACAUAAAAUGGGUUUCGGUAAUGUACCUGGAUCGGCACCACCGAGUCCUAGUCCGCCACAGAAUUACCACAUGGGUCCGCCACCUGCGGGACACCAUCAUACGGGAAUGGGACCGCCACCAACGAUGGGACCGCCGCCGAAUAUGCCACCCACGAGCAGUCCUCUAAUGCCUAAUAGUCAUUCACAUGACGGUCCGAUGCCGCCACCAAGUUCUACACCGAAUUCCCAUACGCAAAUGGGUUCCGAAAUGAUGGAUAAUGGUAUUACGACAACUGCACAAGGUGGGAUGAGUACUCACGUAACCACGGCGGCGGGAGGAUCUGUUACUUCUGUUGUUACAACAGGACCCGAUGGGACACCUAUCGAUGAAGGAUCGCAACAAUCCACAUUGUCAAAUGCAUCAGCCGCUUCCGGCGAAGAUCCCCAGUGUACCACACCAAAAUCGAAUCGGAAAAAUGAAAUGGGUCACUAUAGCCAUCCGACGACGCCGCAAAGUACAGUGCCAUCUCCUGGUGCAGCAAGUAUGAAUUCAAUGCAUGACGACUAUGAAUUAAGCAGUCCAAGUUGGCCAAGGACCCCUGCAAGUCCAGUGUUUAACAGUCAUGUGCCUCCUCCGGACACGUAUCGCUCAAAGAAAACUGAUAGCCUCAGCAAGUUAUACGAAAUGGAUGACAGUCCAGAUAGACGUGCUUGGUUAGAUAAACUACUCACAUUUAUGGAAGAAAGAAGAUCACCAAUCACCACUUGCCCUACUAUUUCUAAGAACCCGCUUGAUUUGUUCCGUUUGUAUGUCUAUGUUAAGGACAGGGGUGGUUUCUUAGAGGUUACGAAAAACAAAACAUGGAAAGAUAUCGCUGGAAUGUUGGGUAUCGGUGCAUCUUCAAGUGCAGCAUACACAUUGAGGAAACACUAUACUAAAAAUUUAUUAGCUUAUGAAUGUCAGUUCGAUCGAGGAGGAAUUGAUCCUCAACCUAUAAUAAAUCAAGUUGAAGCAACUUCGAAAAAGAAAUCAGCUAAAGCCGCCUCGGUGCCUUCACCAGGCUCUUCCAAUUCUCAGGAUUCUUUUCCGGCACCUGGUUCCGGUGGUACAUCAAUGGAUGGAUAUGGUUACGGAUAUCCACCAGCUGGAAAUCCAGAAUAUAAUCCUCAACAGAGGCCAUCUUCACAAUCUAACGCGCCUUCUCCGCAUGGAGGUGAGUCAUGUUCAGGAGGGGCUAAUCAUUUAAACAAUGCCGCCCCUGGGGGUCCUAGCCCUGCAGGCGGGGCUGCCGACAACGUAAGCGUUUCAAACCCUUUUGAUGAUGUGUCUCCCAGUCCACCACCACGGGGUGGCCCCUUUCCAGGUGGACCGCACCCUCCUUAUCCUUCAGGCACUCCACCUAGACCGCAGGGAUUUAGCGGACAGGCUGGAUACAAUCAGUAUCCAAGUCCUGGUCCUGGUGCUCCUCCAGAUCAGUAUUCUACGUACCCAGCUAGUUCAGGUUAUCCACCAGCCGUUAGACCAGUGUAUCCUCCAUAUUCAGGUGAUUCAGGAGCACCACCCCCGCCGAAUCCGAACAAUACACCACCUGGUGGUCCGCCGGCUGCCGGACAAGAUCCAUAUUCACGUUAUAAUAUGGGUGCAGCACCAACAUCGACAUACACGCCGAGGCCAAACUACACAGGCGCACCGGGAAAUACAGGGCCGCCAACCUCACAACCACCAGCCGGACCUUAUACGACACAACAAGAUUAUUAUAGGCCGGAACAGAAUUAUCCUAAUCAGCAGGGUCCUUCGGCAACGGGUAAUUAUCCCGGAGGACCGCCGGCUAAUAAGAAUAUGCCUCCACCUGGACCACAGCCAACAAGGCGACAUCCAGAUUUUGUCAAAGAUCAACAGUCUUAUCCAUUUGGACAGCAAAGACCACAUAUUUAUGCAUGGUCGAACAACAACCAGUACAGGCCACAGCAGUAUGGUGCAUCUGGAGGUCCUCAAGUGGGUACUCAGCAGUGGAAUCAAGGAGGAAGGCCGGCUGGUGGUCAAUGGGAUCGUUAUCCGUCUGGUAAUCAGGGUUAUCAGCCUCCGCAAUCCGGUCAGGGGCAGUGGUCUUCAAUACCGGCGCCUGGUGUUGGUCAGAAUCCACCGUUGAGGCCACCUCUUGGCGGUCCACGUCCUGGUAAACCGUUUACGAUGAUGCCACCACAAGGUGGUAAAGGAAACCAAGCGACAGCGUUAACGAAUAGUUCGUAUUCGCAAAGUCAGUUACCGAAGAGAGAAAUAACGUUUCCUCCUGAUAGUGUUGAAGCAACAUUGCCGGUAUUAUACAGGCGUAAAAGAUUAUGUAGAGCUGACAUUGGUCAAGUUGAUCCUUGGCGUAUCAUAAUGUGUUUGCGUUCUGGACUUUUAUCUGAAAGCACAUAUGCUUUGGAUAUCUUAAAUGUUUUGUUAUAUGACGAUUCGUCUGUUGGUUAUUUCGGAUUGAAUCAAUGGCCUGGUCUUUUGGACAUAUUGAUUGAACAUUUUCAAAAGGCGUUAAGUGACAUUUUUGAUGGACCUUAUCCACGAGAAGAAAAACCAGAUGAAUCUGACGUUGAUUUGGGAGGUGUUGUAACACCGAUAGAUCCAAAUCAAAAAUCUGUUUUAUUGCAAAAUACAAAUAACUAUACAUUUGUGACACGGAAAGGUUAUCCCGUCAAAAUGGUUGAUCGUAGCGAAGAAAUUUUCAUUCAGGAUCAUCAGAAAGACUGGGAUGUGAAAGGUGAUGCUACCGGUGCUAGUAUUUUAGCUGAAAUGUCAACGGAUCCUUGGCAAUCAAGGGCGGACCACAUACUUCCAAUGUUUCAAGCGGAAUUCGGUCGAAUACCGUUCCAUCGACGUCUAGAGGAUAAAAAGAAAGAAAGAAGUAGUAGGGAUUCAAUAGAAGAGCGUCAACGAACACCGUCGCCACCAGACGAAGCACCACCGCCUCCUAAAACUAGUGACAAAAAACGUAGGACAAAGACAUUAAGUGAUGUGAUAUCUCGAAUUAAAAAAGAUUCAACUGAAGCGAACGGUGUGCUCACAUUAGAGACGACAACUGUAACUGAUAAAGUUAAGACUGAUGUAGUAGUGAACUGUGAAGAACAAAGUGUAGAUCUGAACGCAGGUAGUGUAAACGGGGAGUGCGGGAAAGAUAAUACUAGUAGUGGACCACAAGUGCGAGAUCCUGUAGGAAGAUUGAAACGUCGUCGUUCUUUGGAUUGUGAAGACGAAGCAUACACUAGAGAUGAAGCAAGUCUAGUGCUUAUUACUGAAAGCCAAGACAAUAUCGGAAAAAGAUGCGUAUGCAUAUCUAAUAUACUUAGGAGCCUUACGUUUAUUCCCGGCAAUGAGAGCGAAUUCGCACGUAAUUCGACUUUCUUAGCGAUAGUGGGAAAAUUACUCUUGCUUCAUCAUGAGCAUCCGCCUCGUACACAGAAAACAAGAAAUUACGACCGUGAGGAGGAUGCCGACUUUGCCGAUUCAUGUAGCAGUUUGCAAGGUGAAAGUGAAUGGUGGUGGGAUUUCCUAAUUCAAAUUCGAGAGAACAUACUUGUGUCAAUAGCCAACAUUUCGGGUCAGAUCGAUUUCAACGUGUAUCCAGAAGAGAUUGUAAGGCCUAUAUUGGACGGUUUACUUCAUUGGGCGAUAUGUCCAUCGGCAAGCGGCCAAGAUCCGUUCGCUUCAGUGGGUCCUUCAUCGCUGCUGUCUCCUCAACGGCUGGCUUUGGAGUCGUUGUGCAAGCUUUGUGUUACAAACAAUAACGUCGAUUUGGUGAUAGCAACGCCGCCGUUUUCGAGAUUGGAGAGGCUUUGCGCUGUGCUGACGAAACAUCUCUGUCGGUCCGAAGAUCAAGUGUUGCGCGAAUUUUCGAUAAAUCUGUUGCAUUAUCUGGCGGCGGCCGAUAGCAGUAUGGCACGGACGGUAGCGUCACAAACGCCGUGCGUCUCACUACUGGUGGCUUUUAUAGAGCAAGCCGAACAAAGCGCUUUGGGUGUGGCGAACCAACAUGGUAUAGGUGCAUUACGAGAUAAUCCCGAUUCGAUGGGAACGAGUUUGGAUAUGUUGAGAAGAGCGGCGGCGACGUUAGUAUUUCUGGCAAGGCAUCCCGAUAACAAACCGUUGUUGGUUCAACAAGAAUCUAGGUUGUUGGCGCUUGUUAUGAGUCAAAUAUUAGAUCAGCAGGUGGCACUCCUGCUUUCCAAAGUACUAUUUCAAAUAUCUCGCAGCUAAUCCCUCUGUAGAUACUCUUGCGGCCUUGGACUGGUGUACAGACCUAUGUAUAGCGUGAAUAGUUAAACUUUACCAAUGAACAGUGUGUAUGUGUGAGUGUAAUGGGACAAAUGGCGAGAGUCGCCGUGAGAUCCGGAUCUCCGAUAGCUAAUGAAUUUCACCUAGUGUAACCAACCCAUAAUUGUACCAUUUUGUAAAUUAAGCAAACAUACGUCUUUCUGGAAAUGUCAAACAUCCAUGUUACUUAUGUAUUUAUUAAUUUGAAUAACAGAGUACGGUAGUGCUGUAGCUCUCGAGUUGCCUGGUAUGGUGGUCAUCCCUCUUGUUUUUCCUGCGCACUCAGUUCUCUUAUUUCAUGUUUGGUAUUACUGUGCGAAUGCUUUAUACAUGUCUGAUAAUGAAAUAAAUAAAUGUACAAAGGAAGUACCGAAAA
Molecule: messenger RNA, 6664 nt
Organism: Tribolium madens (black flour beetle)
Lineage: Eukaryota; Metazoa; Arthropoda; Insecta; Coleoptera; Tenebrionidae
Gene: osa
Product: trithorax group protein osa
Exons: 12
Coding region: 367-6231 (1954 amino acids)
Biological process (GO): chromatin remodeling; positive regulation of DNA-templated transcription; regulation of transcription by RNA polymerase II
Cellular component (GO): brahma complex; nucleoplasm; nBAF complex
Molecular function (GO): nucleosome binding; DNA binding
Source: RefSeq, a predicted model, not a curated record